GCAUCCUUUUUCGACACAGCUGGGAUGCACAAAAAAAACAACAAAAAAAAAGAACAAAUGGGGAUGAGCGGUUAAGCGGCUGACUGGCCACACUGUGGCAAACCCAAAUGAAAGUGAAGGGCAAAACGCCCUUUUAAACCCAAUUCGGAGUUACCCCGAAGGCCUCGUCCAUGUUCCCCCGAGGGCAAACGCACAAUUUUAAAGAAAAAAAGGAGCAUGGCUUGACAAACAGUCAAAAGUCGGCUAAGCCCGCUCGUCUUUUAAAGAAGGGGCACACACACACGGAUACACAAACGUGCAGACAAACAAACGCACGUAUUUACGUAUGUACCUACUUGGUCCCGCGCGUCGUCCGCUUUGCCCCACUGGAAAGGCGCCAUGCAGGACAAGGCGAGCUUCCAGAGGAACAAAUCGCGGGGCCUGAAAAACGAACUGAGUCAAGCGCAAAUUAACCAAAGAAUUAAAAACAUCAAUUUGACCAAGCGGCUAAUAUCGUAUGAGAGGUACAUCACUGCUGUUCCAAAAGAAGAGAGAAGAAAAGAUAUGAAAAAUGAUUGGCACCCCGAGACUCCGCGCAUUAACAGGAAUCUCAGCCUAUCCCAGUGGAAUAAAGAAAUGAAAAAAUGGCGGAAGCAGGUACACGCGUGGGGGAACCUGUCUGAGGAGGUCCACAAGUACAUCUGCAAUUUGCCCGCUUUGGAGAAGUAUAGUUAUUUAUCCAAGUUAAAAUUGCCUGAACUGAGUCAGGUGGAAAUUGCAAAUUUGAAAAAAAAAAACGAGGAAAUUGCAAAUAGGACGUUAAGAGAUGUUGUGCGGGCGGGAGAUGACCUCGACGAGGGCGACAAUGGUGGUGGCGAUGUGGGCGACAAUGGUGGUGGCGAUGUGGGCGACAAUGGCGGUGGUGAUGUGGGCGACUAUGGUGAUGGUGAUUGUGAAGCUGGUCGGCACGCACGUCCCCCCGGCCGCAUACUCGAUAAGCCGCUUUUUUUCUUGCCCCACAAUUUCAGCGGCACCAUAUUAAACAACAAAUUUGUUGUUAUUAAACGGGAUGCCCUAGAGGACUCCCUCCAAUCGUUGAAGAAAAAUUAUGAGGGAAAAUAUCGCCCCCUGUACGAAAGGUAUUGUGCUUUAUAUCUGACACCCAUCGGUGGUGAUAGCAACCAGGAGGAGCAAUCCCAGACGAGCGACGUUGCCGUUUUUGCCAAGGGGGCGAAAGAUGUAUCAGCUGAUGAUGUGAUGAAGACGUACCUGGAGAAGCAAAAGGGGCAGGCCUCCCAGUACCUUCGCCGAGUUGAUGUGAAGUCCCCCACUAGGAGUAGCUGCCCGGGGGAUAAAAUGAAAAAAAGGUUUUAAAUGGAAAUUAUGGGAAAAAAAAAAAAAAAAAAAAGGAAAGAAAAAGGAGUAUCUUCUGGGGAAAUGUCCCCCUUGAGGAAUGUACCCUCCAUUUUGUCUCACCCAACUGGGUGGACGUCCCAUUCGAUUAAUGUGUGUACAUAUGGGUGUGGCAAAUUGCUGCCUCCCUCCCUUACCCCUACAUCGUCGCACAUUUUGAUGAACAUAUCUACACAUUGUUUUUAUGCAGUGGAGGGGGGGUUAAUCGAUGGUGUGUCCUCCCCCCCAUGGAGUAGUCUCCACCAGGAUGAUGCAAUUUUUACAAUGUAACGAUUUUUCAAAUGGCUAUAAUCGCUUCCAUUUUGUUCAAUUCAUCGUCUUUAAAAAAAAAAGGGCCACUUAUCAGCUGACCAGUCAGGUGUAUAUUCAAAGUGGUGACGAAAAUGUACACAGUACAAAAGUGACCUCUUUACUGUGUCCUCCACUUGGUGCUGCUCAUAGAGGCAUACCUACACGCAGCGA
This is a messenger RNA of Plasmodium vivax (malaria parasite P. vivax), 1854 nucleotides long. RefSeq lists its product as hypothetical. Gene Ontology annotation, molecular function: histone pre-mRNA stem-loop binding; mRNA binding. Gene Ontology annotation, cellular component: cytoplasm; histone pre-mRNA 3'end processing complex. The record is from RefSeq and is a predicted model, not a curated record. Gene Ontology annotation, biological process: mRNA 3'-end processing by stem-loop binding and cleavage; mRNA transport. The transcript has a single exon. The coding region runs from base 379 to 1353 and encodes 324 amino acids. NCBI's taxonomy places the organism in Eukaryota, Apicomplexa, Aconoidasida, Haemosporida, Plasmodiidae.